Molecule: messenger RNA, 1869 nt
Organism: Trichoderma gamsii
Lineage: Eukaryota; Fungi; Ascomycota; Sordariomycetes; Hypocreales; Hypocreaceae
Exons: 2
Coding region: 1-1869 (622 amino acids)
Biological process (GO): mitochondrion inheritance
Cellular component (GO): mitochondrial inner membrane
Source: RefSeq, a predicted model, not a curated record
AUGUUUCUCAGUGUCUCUCAAGCUACCGCGCGGAGAUUUCUUCAAAGUGAUCAACACAGCAAUAACGGCGUCAAUGGCAGGAUAGAAUCUAAAGAAGAUUCUCAAAGCGAGCUGUAUGGAGCGAAAUCGACCGCCAGCCCCCAUGAAAGCUCGGGGCCUGCAGCCAAAAAUAAUAUCAACCCAAGCAAGAUCGACCCAAAAGACCAAGAGCAGGAGUCAAUAGCCACAUCAGUGUCUAAAUAUUUGAAUUCAGCGCUACCUCAUCGUCCUACGAAAGAAGAGCUUUUGGCGGCUGCGAAUGGAUUUUGGGAGAGGUUCAAAGUCAGAUUCAAAUGGGUCUCCAUCAGAAGCAUGCGACCUUGGAAUAUUGAUGAAUGGGGGGCUUUUGUCUCUUGGUUCAUGCUGGGCCAUAUUGUCUGGAUCUUGGUGGGCACAACAACAUUCUUCUCUAUCCUUAUUUUCUCGAUCAACACUGUUUUUGCACAAGAAACACUUGCGCAAUGGAUUGGAGACUAUUUAACCCAGUCAGCCGGUGUCACGGUUGUCUUUGAAUCUGCUAUAGUUCCGAGAUGGAGGAAUGGUGUCAUCGCAUUUCGCAAUGUAGUUGUUUCAAGAAGACCCGGCCAAAUCGAAUCAUCUGUCAGCAAAGGUUCAUCUGAUGCUGCCGCUGUUGCCGCCGCCGCCGCUGCAGGGCGUCAGAUCCAACAUGAUGAUGGCAAUGCUGUGGAUGAUGGCAACUAUACGCAAUUUGACGUAACAAUUGCAAAUGUCAAUGUCACGCUUUCAUUCCUCAACUGGUGGAAUGGCAAGGGCCUUCUCAAGGAUGUAGAGGUGAACGGUGUCAGAGGAGUCAUCGACCGAACCUCUGUUCGCUGGCCAGUAGUACAGGUUGAUCCGUUUUCUUAUCGCCACAAACACCAACCAGGCGAUUUCGAAAUCGAGUCUUUCAAAUUGGAAGAUCUUCUGCUUACCGUUCGUCAACCUGAUGGAUUUCGCCCUUUUUCGGUCAGUAUAUACUCGUGUGAACUUCCACGGCUACGAAAACAAUGGCUCUUCUAUGAUUUUCUCUCCGCUAGCCACAUGUCUGGGUCAUUUGACGGGUCCCUAUUUACGAUUCACCCCAGACAGGUUCAUGGCACCGUUUCAAGUCGGUACCAGGGAGUUAUGAUGGGACUAGAGGAGUCUAAGUCAUGGAAAAAAUUCAACAGAUUACGAAUCGACGGCCUGAAGAUUGACCACUUAAACCGUGGAGUGGAAGGCCCAUUCGGCUGGAUAUACGAAGGGAACGUUGACAUCGUCGCAGACGUCAUGUUUCCAGCGGACAUGGAUGACAGCAUAACCAAAGUCGUGGCAGAUUUUUAUGAUCAGUUAGAAGGCACAGUUAUUGCGAAUCGUUACCGUUUUCUUCCGAAAGCCCCUGCGCCCGAAAAUAUCUCGGAAGGCGGUCGUGCAGCAAGUGAGAAGAGGUCCGGCAAGGAGCCAAGUGAGUCAGAGGAAGAGAGGCGGCUUCUUAUCAUGGACUUGCGCAUUCAUCUCAACGAUGUUAAGGCUGCCGUACCAUUAUUCACCCCCGAUCUUUCUUAUGUGAACCAGGCUCUGGUUCGGCCUAUUGUGGCCUAUAUAAACGCGAAAAAGACAUAUAUCCCGAUUUCCAGUCGCAUCAUCAAGCCGCUAGCUGACUUCGACGGAAGUUGGACAUUUUUUGACUGCGGCCUCUUGAACGAUGCGUCUGCCGAAACAUACGAGGCCUUUGCAAAGGAUGUGGAAGACCAGCAAAGCCGAGUAAGACGAUUCCGAAAAGUCGGAUUCUGGACGCUUUCAUUGGCUAUCCAUGCUCUGUUCAUGGGAAUGGCUGGGAACGUUGUAUGA